Molecule: messenger RNA, 6523 nt
Organism: Haplochromis burtoni (Burton's mouthbrooder)
Lineage: Eukaryota; Metazoa; Chordata; Actinopteri; Cichliformes; Cichlidae
Gene: dgkzb
Product: diacylglycerol kinase, zeta b
Exons: 33
Coding region: 1751-5701 (1316 amino acids)
Biological process (GO): intracellular signal transduction; lipid phosphorylation; regulation of synaptic transmission, glutamatergic
Cellular component (GO): nucleus
Molecular function (GO): ATP-dependent diacylglycerol kinase activity; protein binding
Source: RefSeq, a predicted model, not a curated record
AGAGCAGAUGCUGCUGGUGCAAUAAGCUGUACGUUUUAUGUCCAAUGGAUGAUGAUCUGAUUAGUCGACUAUCAAAAUAAUCGUUUGUGGCAGCCCUAGUUUUAAUGCAUGCUUUAAUAAAUGGACAAUGGAGGGACCUCUCUGAUGUGCAGGGGCAGGUUAGCAGCUCGUCAGCUGACCUGAGAAACAUGGGGAGGCAGUAAGGAUGAAGGUGGGGGCAAGACCGUUUAAGCCUUUAAAAACAAACUCUAAGAUAUGCGGGCAGCCAGUGGAGUGAAGCCAGGAUGGGAGUUAUGUGCAGUCGUGCAGCAGCAGACAAGAGUAUUACAGUAAUCCAAACGAGAUGAAGUAAAAGCAUGGAGUACUGUUUCGAAAUGCAGUCUGGAUAAAAUAGGUCUUACCUUUGCUGAGCGCCUUAAAUGCUAAAAACUGGACUUGACAGAGCCCUAAUUUGCAGGUCCAAUUUAAAAUCAGUCCACCUUAAAACCAAAGUUAGUUUCAACAAGUUUAAAAUACUCUGCCAGGGGUCCCAAAUCAAAAGAGGAGGGAUCACAAGGUCCGCUACGACCAAAAACAAUCACCUCUGUUUUGCUUGAAUCAGCAUAACAGUGGAAGGUUGUUCCAUGCCUUCUAAGGACGGCUGCCAAAGGCUGUAAAUACAAUGAAAAAGUCAGAGGCCCUAGAAAUGAGCCCUGUGGGACCCCAAACUGAAGAUGUUGUGGUCUACAUGGUCACAUGUGAUUGGUCAGUAGACUGGAAAGCUUCCAGAAAAUCAGCGCCUGAGUUUUCAUGUGCAGAUGGAUAUUUGUGUGAAUGUCGUUCAUAGCCGGAUGGUCCAGCAGCCGGUCUGUGCAAAGGCUUCAGGCACUGUGGCGGCUUCUAAACCACUGAACACUGGCAGGAGGCCUCAGACUCGUCCUGCAGCAGAAGCCCAAAACAGCCACACUCAGGUCGGUCGGGGUUCGAUCCCCGGCUCCUGCAACACCCAACCAAAAACACUGAUGAAAGUGGGAGGAAACCGUCCAUCGGUCAGGAUCGUCAUCAACCCGGUGUUAUCAUAACACAUCGGAACCAGGAAGAUGAUCACAGAAGAUUCAUCGGGUGAAACUUAGCCUGUUGGCUCAUUAACGAGGCCGUUCCAACAGAUCAGGUGAAAUGUCGUUUGUGUAGGAAACAUUUCAGUCGCUGCAACGCUCAUCGCUGACAACCCGCCUCAGGUCUGACAUGUCUGCCGCCAAACCGAAAAGCUUUCAGCAGAAAAACUUUAUUAGCAAAUAUAUAAAAGUCAUGUGGCUAAAACGCAACCUGCCUGACCUGUGACCUGUGAGGGGUUAUCGGGGUUCGCCGCGCGUUACCUGAGGACGCCGCGCAACGUUUGAACGUGAGCUCGUUCUCAGAAAGCAUCGACUGGUGCCAGCUCAUCAUGUUCCAGAUCAAGAUGCAGAAAGCACAACCACAGCUCCGACCGAGAAAUACGACACGCUGCAGUCACCCAGAGAAAACGGUGCUGGAGUGGCCACGCCCUCGGAUGUUGGCCUCUCCACCCAGAGGUCUGGAUGCUGCAUGUGAUGAAGAUGAAGCUGCCUAACAGCGAUGGGGGCUCCUCCUGCCCGAUGAGUCUGAGCUCCACUUUGACUUUAUUUGGUAAAAAACGACUCGUCUUUAUUUUCCGUCACUUCCUGAAGCGUUUGCACGACCCUGCAGGCAAAGCAGCGCCUUUCCUCUCAUAGACCAGACCGCUCUGCGCUUCAUGCUAACUGCUCUUUACGUCCAACAGCCACCAAGAAGCCUCUCAGACGUCGGCCUCACUGCAGUGUCCAUAAUGGACACUUUUUUUCGCCGUCACUUUAAGAGGAAGGAUGCCGCUCUGCAGGAGGACGCGUCCAAAUCCUGCCGCCAGCGGAGGCCCAGCGUUGCCGUGCCCACCAGCAAAGCUCGCCGAAGGUCCACAGUCGGGCUGCCUUCCUCCGCUCUAGCCCAGCGGCGUCGCUCCAGCGUCCAGCCGCCGUCAGGGUCGCUGUGUGCUGGUGGGGGGCGUCUGGCAAAGACAGACUCCGGCAGCAGGUGGGCGGGGCACGGUCGCAGGCGCUCAAGCACUACCACGCCCAACCUCAACCCGAGGUUUGCCGUUUGCCGGAGAAAGGUGGGGAAGCUGCGGACGAUCGACACCCACCUGCUGGGGCCGUCCAUGCUGCUCGCCAGCCUGAUCCAGAUGGCUGAGGAAGACGAGGAGGAAGAGGGUGUGGGGGCGGGACGGCUGGCUGAAGAACAGCAGGUGGAGGUGAUCAGCGGCGUCAACAACAGGAGGAGAUUUUCACGAGCCAGCAGCCUCCUCUCAGAUGGCGACGACAACAGCAGCCGUUUCUCCACCACUGACGACAGCCAAUCAGAAACCAGCCAGCUGUCAGAGGCGGAGCAGUUGGCUGAGGAGGAGGAGAACACCUGCUCCCCUGAUCCCCACUUCUCCCGAGCCUCUAGCCCGUCCGUGUCCUCCACUGCCACACUGGAGUUGAUGAAAAAGACUCCCCCGCUGCCGUCGCCGUCCCGCCCGCUGAUCCGGGCGCCGCGCUGCCUCCGGAGGAAUUCCUCUCAGGUGUUUACGGUAGACUCCUUCCCCUACGGCUGCUGCCGCACCUCCAGCCAAAGGAAGAGGAGAAGGAUCUCCACCAUCUCCAAAGCUGGGAGCCCCUGGCCUGGGAGAGGCCCGCCGUUGCCCAGCCGCAAGACCUCGGUGUACUACCUCAACCACCCGGGCUUCUACCGGGGCGCCGGCGCACUGAGCCCGCUGGGGCCUCGGGGCCAUGACUCCUGCCUGGAGAGCUGGAGCGCCUUCCUGCUAAAAGCCAUCUCGAAGUCGGGCGCACAGCACGCCGGGACUCCGGCCAACGUGUCGACGUCCGAUGCGAGCGAGUCGCCGCAGGAGCCGAGCAGCACCGUCGACUGGAGCGAUAACGCCCAGUACGGCGACCACAUCUGGUUUGAGACCAGUGUCUCCGGAGACUUCUGCUAUGUUGGAGAGCAGUACUGCAUCGCCAAGUCUCUGCAAACAGACAAAGGGAGGAAGAAAUGCGCCGGGUGUAAGAUCUCGGUGCACACCGUGUGCUUGGAGCAGCUGGAGAAGAUUAAUUUCAGGUGCAAGCCGUCGUUCAGGGAACCCGGAUGUCGAGCCGUGCGAGAGUCCAACGUCGUCCGGCACCACUGGGUCCACCGGAGGCGCCAGGCGGGCAAGUGUCGACAGUGCGGGAAGGGCUUUCAGCAGAAGUUUGCCUUCCACAGCAAAGAGAUCGUCGCCAUCAGCUGCUCGUGGUGCAAACAGGCGUAUCACAACAAGGUGACCUGCUUCAUGCUGCAGCAGAUCGAGGAGUGCUGCUCUCUGGGCGCUCACGCCGCAGUCAUCGUACCGCCCACCUGGAUCAUCAGGGUCCGCAGGCCACAGUCGUCGCUGAAGUCCAGUAAGAAGAAGAAGAGGACGUCACUGAAGUCUAACAAGGCGAGCAAGAAGGGCGGAGAGGUCCAAGAUGGCCGCUGGAAGCCCUUCCUGGUGAAGCCCCUCCCCUCUCAGCUCAUGAAGCCUCUGCUGGUGUUUGUGAACCCAAAGAGCGGUGGGAACCAGGGAGCAAAGAUCAUCCAGUCCUUCAUGUGGUACCUGAACCCGCGGCAGGUGUUCGACCUGACGAAGGGCGGGCCCAAAGAGGGGCUGGAGCUGUACGCCAAAGUGCCCAACCUGCGGAUCCUGGCCUGCGGGGGGGACGGCACCGUGGGGUGGAUCCUGUCUGUUUUGGAUCAGCUGAAGCUCCGCCCUCAGCCUCCUGUGGCCAUCCUGCCACUGGGGACUGGCAACGACCUGGCAAGGACUCUGAACUGGGGAGGAGGCUACACCGACGAACCGAUAACGAAGAUCCUCUCGCACGUGGAGGACGGCAACAUCGUGCAGCUGGACCGAUGGAACCUGAACGUGGAGGCAAACCCAGAGGCGCGGCCCGAGGACCGGGACGAACACCAGACAGACAAGCUCCCCAUCGACGUCUUCAACAACUACUUCAGUCUGGGCUUCGACGCUCACGUCACGCUGGGCUUCCAUGAAUCCAGAGAGGCGAACCCCGAGAAGUUUAACAGCCGCUUCAGGAAUAAGAUGUUCUACGCAGGGACAGCCUUCUCAGACUUUCUGAGCGGGAGCUCCAAAGACCUCGCCAAGCACAUCAGAGUGGUGUGUGACGGGACGGACCUCACAGCCAAAGUCCAGGACCUGAAGCUGCAGUGUCUGCUCUUCCUCAACAUCCCCAGGUACUGUGCUGGCACCACGCCGUGGGGCAACCCCAGCGAACAUCAGGACUUUGAGCCUCAGCGGCAUGACGACGGCUGCAUCGAGGUCAUCGGCUUCACCAUGACGUCUCUGGCCACCCUCCAGGUGGGCGGUCAUGGCGAACGCCUCCACCAGUGUAAGGAAGUGACCCUCACCACCUUUAAGUCCAUCCCCAUGCAGGUGGACGGCGAGCCCUGCAAGCUGGCACCGUCCGUCAUUCACAUCAGUCUGCGCAACCAGGCCAACAUGGUGCAGAAGGCCAAGAGGAGGAUCUCCAUGCCCCAUCUCAAUGAUCAGCAGCCCGUUCCAGAGAAGCUCCAGAUCAGGGUGAACCGGAUCAGCAUGGCGGCGUACGAGGCCCUGCAUUAUGACAAAGAUCAGCUGAAGGAGGCGUCUUUGCCGCUGGGAGUCAUCACCGUCCCCGGAGACAGCGAUCUGGAGACCUGCCGCCUGCACAUCGACCGUCUGCAGGACAACCUGGAGCAGGACGGCGAGGCGAUGAAAGGCGAGAGUCUGUCCUCACACAAGCUCUCCAUGAAGUGGUGCUUCCUCGACUGCACGACGGCGGAUCGUUUCUACAGGAUCGACCGGGCUCAGGAGCACCUGAACUACGUGACGGAGAUCUCUCAGGAGGAGCUCUACAUCCUGGACCCGGAGCUGGUCUCCAAGGAGACGGUGGGCACCUCCCCCAGCAUGCCCGACCUGGUGGACUCGGAGGAGCACCAAGACCAGCAGUUCGCCUUCCCCUGCUCGCCGCCCUCCCCCACCUCCCCUACCUCGUCACACAGAUCCCGAGAUCAGAGGAAGAGGAUCUCCAGCGACAGCUCCGUGGUCGAUGCUUUGACUCAGAGCUCCUCUAAGACCGCCCUCUGCAGGCGAGGAGCAAAGAUUAUCAAUGUGCAUCGCUCCAACACGGCCGCGGCUGAUUUCAGACCCGUCAUUAGACCUCCUGCUGCUACCUCACACGACCCUGAAAAAGAUGCAGAGCUGAUCAGCUGCAUCAAGAAGGAAAACCUGGACCGGCUCCGAGAGCUCCACCAACAGGGGGCGGACCUCCUGCUGCAAGACGGAGACGGCUGCACGCUGCUGCAUCACGCCGUGGAGGCCGGCUGCAAAGACAUCGUCAAGUACCUCAUCGACAGCGUGCCCACGUCCCACCUGGAUGUCACCGAGAAAGAGACAGGGGAGACGGCGCUCCAUAAAGCCGCCACUUCCUGUCAGAGGAGCAUCUGUAAAUACCUGGUGGAGGCCGGAGCUUCGCUCAUGAAGACAGACCUACAGGGGGAGACUCCCAGGCAGCGCGCCGCCAACGCCAGCGACCCGGAGCUGGCUGAUUAUCUGAAGAGCUGCCAGCAUUACCAGAUGAUCCAGCGAGAGGACCAGGAGACGACCGUGUGACCUCCCGAACACCUCGCUCCUCCCGCCCUCCUUCGUAUUUAUCUGCGUCCUCUGCAGAGAGGCGCCGGGUCUCGGCGUAGACGGCAGCGUCGUGCUUCUCGUCUGCUGUGCGGGGGCAGGGCGAGUUAUUGUUGUGUUUUUGUCCAAACGCCUGAAAAUCCUCCAAACUACCCAACGUAACAGCGUAAACGCGCCUGGACACUAAAACAAAGUCAAACUAGUUUCCUCUUCAGGCCACAAAGACUCUCAGAUCUGGCUCAAACUGCAUUUUGAAUACGUCUUUAUCGACUGAACAUUAGCGCUCUGACCUCCGCGUGAAGACGUGCGACGGCGAACAGUGGCGGCUUUCAUCCAUCUGCAGCUGAACGCUUUCGCCGCAUCACAGAAAAGCUGCAAGCGUGUCUUCUUUAAGCUUCUAGUGACCUUUUGGAUGUAUUUGUUUACUGGACAGAAAUAAGUGUUUGGAUAUUUAACUUAGGCUCACUCAGCUUAUUUAUGAAGUCUUUGUAGAGAUGUAACAGAUUUUGUUUGUGAUCAAACUGAACUUUAGAGAUUUUAGUCACAUACGAGCGUAUUUCUUGUAACUUGUCACCUGACUGUAAAGUGCGAUGCUUCCUGUGAUGUGUGUAAAUAGCUGAGACGCCCGGUAGACUGGUCAGUGUUGGAAACGUUAAGCUGAAGCUCUGCCAAAGCAGUCACGCCAUAGGAUUAAUAAUCACCUUUAGAUAGCAGGCAGGAUGACAUGAUGCUGUAUGAUAUUCAACUAAUAAUUGUUUGGUUUGAUCAUUUCUGAGUGACCUGCAAUAAAGCAUGUCAGCAACA